Morus notabilis is the source of this 546-nucleotide messenger RNA. RefSeq names its product non-classical arabinogalactan protein 30. The record is from RefSeq and is a predicted model, not a curated record. Lineage: Eukaryota; Viridiplantae; Streptophyta; Magnoliopsida; Rosales; Moraceae. The coding region runs from base 1 to 546 and encodes 181 amino acids. The transcript has 2 exons.
AUGGGAGCUGGGGUGGCAUUCAUCCUUGCCAUAUCACUGUUGAUGAGCUACACCAUUAUGGCUUUAGGAUACUGGGAAGAAUCAAAGCCAUCAGAGAUACGUGUAGCUGGAAAAGUUAUGUGCCAGGAUUGCACCCAAGGGUGGAACAAAUGGGUUCAAGGUGCCAAGCCCAUUAAAGGUAGUGUGGUAUCUCUAACAUGCAUGGACAAUGUGAGAAGCAAAGUCGUGCACUAUGCAAGGGACACGACUGAUGAGUUGGGCCAAUUCGACUUUAGUGUAAACUUGGAUGUUUGUCGGAAAAAAAUCGACCCUAAGAGGUGCCGUGCAAGGCUAGUGUCGUCGCCUGACCCAAGUUGCAACAUUCUUACUGAUUUUGCCGGCGGCCUGACCGGCGUUAAACUGAGCAGCCCUAGCUCAGUAUACCGCAACACCAUUAAAUACGACCUUGGCUCGUUCUACUUCACCAGUCCAAUGUGUAAGAAACCUGAUUAUACUAGCAAUAAUUCCCAAGAUGGUAAUGGCUAUGGAAACAAAGGCCACUACUGA